Molecule: messenger RNA, 1410 nt
Organism: Argentina anserina (silverweed cinquefoil)
Lineage: Eukaryota; Viridiplantae; Streptophyta; Magnoliopsida; Rosales; Rosaceae
Product: COBRA-like protein 6
Exons: 5
Coding region: 1-1410 (469 amino acids)
Biological process (GO): plant-type cell wall cellulose biosynthetic process; cellulose microfibril organization
Cellular component (GO): plasma membrane
Source: RefSeq, a predicted model, not a curated record
AUGGUUGGUGGUGGUGGUGACGGCGGCGGGGUGUGCAACAUUUUUACCUUCACCUUGUCUUUGGUGUCGAUCAUCUUCUUCUCUUCCAUUUCCUUAUCUUAUGGAUACGACCCAUUAGAUCCUUAUGGCAAUGUAACCAUCACUUGGGAUUUUCUGGCGGAGAGCAGCACAGAUACGUAUGACAUAAAAGUAUCGAUAUACAACCUGCAACAGUACAGGCAUGUAGAAUUGCCAGGAUGGAAACUGCAAUGGAGGUGGAACAAAUCGGAAGUGAUCUGGGACAUGCGUGGUGCCGAGGCAAAUGAGCAAGGAGAUUGCUCGGCGUUCAAGGCUUCCGGUGGCGGAGAUCUUCCUCAUUGCUGCUUGAGGCAGCCCGUCAUUAUUGAUCUGCUUCCUGGAACUCCAUACAACAUGCAAUACAAGAACUGCUGCAAGGGAGGUGUUUUGUCAUCCAUGAACCAGGACCCUUCCAAGUAUCUCUCCUCCUUUGGGAUGAGCAUUGGAAACUUUCCUUCUAACCACCCAUGGUCGAAAAGUCCCUUCGAUAAGCUUAACCUUACAAUGCCUACAGAUUUCAAUCUUGGAAUUCCUGGUUACACCUGUGGAGACGCGUUUCUAGUGCCCCCAACGAGGUACACUGAUGAGAGAGGACAAGGACGCCGCUGGAAACAAACCCUUGAGACAUGGAACAUCACCUGCACCUACUCUCAGUUCCAGGCUUCUCCCGCACCCAAGUGUUGUGUGUCCUUGUCUGCCUUCUACAACACCACCAUCGUCGGCUGCCCACGUUGCAGUUGUGGAUGCCGAGGACUAGGAGGAGCCAAAUGUAUCGAGUCUGGUGACAAACCUCCUCCUUCUGUGUUGGAGCUUCCAUCAGAGCAGCACGCAUCAGCACCACCUCCUUUGUUAACAUGUUCGCCGCAUAUGUGCCCCAUCAGAGUCCAUUGGCAUGUCAAGCAGAGUUAUAAGGAGUAUUGGAGGGUGAAGAUUACAAUCACUAAUCUGAAUUUAGUGAAAAACUAUUCUGAUUGGAACUUGGUUGUUCAGCACCCAAACUUAAGAAGCGUAAGGCAGCUUUUCAGCUUCAAUUACCAUCCCCUCACUACCUAUGGAAACAUCAAUGAUACGGGCAUGUUUUGGGGCAUCAAAUUUUAUAACGAUAUGAUACUAACCUCGGGAGACCAAGGGAACGCACAAACAGAAAUGUUGCUGCACAAGGAUGAAGGAAUUUUUACAUUCAGAGAAGGAUGGACUUUCCCAAGAAGAAUUUCCUUCAAUGGGGAUGAUUGCGUUAUGCCUUCUCCAGACGACUAUCCGACACUUCCGAAUAGAGCUAAUGCUAUUGCAGCGGCGUCCCUGCUAUUAGUCUCCUUCCUUCUUCUAGCAGUCGCAGCACCGGCUCUUUUCUGA